This is a messenger RNA of Chlamydomonas reinhardtii, 4592 nucleotides long. RefSeq lists its product as uncharacterized. Gene Ontology annotation, biological process: regulation of DNA-templated transcription. The record is from RefSeq and is a predicted model, not a curated record. Gene Ontology annotation, molecular function: DNA-binding transcription factor activity, RNA polymerase II-specific; RNA polymerase II cis-regulatory region sequence-specific DNA binding. The transcript is spliced from 9 exons. Gene Ontology annotation, cellular component: nucleus. The coding region runs from base 469 to 4491 and encodes 1340 amino acids. Lineage: Eukaryota; Viridiplantae; Chlorophyta; Chlorophyceae; Chlamydomonadales; Chlamydomonadaceae.
GAACAUCAAGCUGUUGGGCAAAACUCUCGAUGCAGCGAAUUUCUCCAUUCCAAGGGUCAGGCACGCGCAUCCGAUUCCCAGGCAAACUGGAAGGGCUUGCUAGUACCUCUGAGGCACCUGUGAUGCAAAUACAAACAUAGACAUAAUGCACAUUUAAGAUGCCAUAGGGCUCACCGCAAGAACUUCUUCCCAACCGAAAACCCUGUGCUGCUGCGCUGGCCCUGGCCAGGAGCUGGCCAUCUAGGACAGCCGCAAUCAUUGCGGAACAAUUGGCGAAAACCAUCAGAUAGCCUAGAUUUGGCCUGUGGGCACCGACAAUCGGCAGGGUGUUGCGCAACACAGCCUUGGGCUUGUCGCGUGCAUUUCGGCCAAAACUAGUCAUUUUGUGCCCAUUGCGCAUGCGCGCACCGGCACGGUAGCAGCGCCGAGCUGGAGCAGCCGUGCGAACCCGCGCCCGGACUGGGAGGGAUGUCGCGCCGGUCCGCAGCUGGUGGCCCGCCGCGGCACCCAACUGCCAAACUUAAAGGUGGAUGGAGCCCGGAGGAAGAUGCCCUGCUCACCAGGCUGGUUAAGAAGUUCGGCGAGGGCAACUGGAGCCCCAUCGCGCGCGCCCUGAACGAGGCCACCGGCAAGACCGAGGCCACUGGCCGCAUCGGCAAGCAGUGCCGCGAGCGAUGGAACCACCACCUGUCGCCGGGGCUGCGCAAGGACCCCUGGACGCCGGAGGAGGAGGUGCUGGUGGUGGAUGCUCACAAGAGGCUUGGCAACAGGUGGAGCGACAUCGCGCGCUGCAUCCCCGGACGUAGCGAGAACGCAGUCAAGAACCACUGGAACGCCACGCUGCGCAAGCGCGUCACGCCCGAGAACCCGGCGGGCCCAUUGAAGGAGUACCUUGACUCACUCAACCUGACAGUGGCGCCACGCAAGAGGGGCGGCGGCGGCGGCGGCGGCGGCGGUGGAGGCGGCGGCGCCAAGCGCAAGCGCAACAACAGGGGCAGCCAGGAGGAGGACACGUCCGAGGACCCUGACGAGGACCUGCUGCCUGACGACCUGGAUGACUCUCUGGACGACUCCACCACCAGCCGCACCGCACACACCGCAGCAGCGGCCGCGGCAUCAGGCGGAGGAAGAGGCCGGACUGCCAGCCGCGCUACAACCACUGGCGGCGGCGGCGGCAGCCGCGCUGCACACGCCGCCGCCGCGGCCCGCACAACCUCGGCGCCGACUGCCGCCGCCGCCGUCACUGCCGCCACCGUCGCCGCCAACAGCCCGGACAGCUCGUCGGCUGGCGGCGCCGUUGGCCCGGCCGCGGCCGACGCCGCGCACUCGGCUGGCGGCGGCGCCGUUGUUUGCGGCGGCGCCUACAGCAGCGGCGGCGUGGUCACCUUCGCCGGCGCCGGCUUGCUGUGCAGCGCCGCUGUCCCCACCACCACCGUCACCACCGCGGCGGUGCCGCUGGCGUCAGACGCGGGUGUGGGUGUGGACGACGGUGCGGACGACCUGGCGCCUGGCGUGCGCCGCUCCUCCCGCCGCGCCGCACAGCUGAGCAGCCAGCGCCUGCGCGACAUGGUGGAGGCGGAGCGCCGCCUGAUGGACGAGCUGGCCGAGGACGAGGAGGCGCAGGAGCAGCAGCAGAUGCAGGCCGCAGAGGCGGCGGAGGCGGCUGCAGGGGCGGCCGCAGAGGCGGCAGAGGCGGCAGAGAUGCAGGCUGAGAUGCAGGUGAAGCGAGCGGAGGCGGGCGAGCCUGCGGGCGCCAGCGUCGGCUCCGGCCGCGGCCACGGCGGCGGCGGCGGCGGCGGCGGCGGCGGCGGCGCCAGGGCCGAGUACGGCGCUGAGGCGGAGGUGUCCAGCGGCGGCGCGGCCAAGAGGCGGCGCCGCGACGGCGGAGGUGCGGCGGCGGCGGCGGCGGCGCAACGUGCCGGUGCGCCGCAGCGGCGCCCGCCCGCCCGCAGCGAGAGUGUGUGCGACAGCGCCGGCAUCCGCAUGGCCCCGCUCCAGAAGCCGCCGCAGCCCGCCCUGCCCAGCCAGCAUCAACAGCAAGCGCUCCACCACCAACUCCAGCACCAGCAUCAGCAGCCAGCGAUGUCGCCCUUUGGCUACGCCGCCAGCCAGGCCGAACCCACCGCUGCCGCCGCCGCAGCAGCCGCCGCCGGCUGCAUGGUAAUGCCCCGCGUCGCGUCCAGCGCCGCCCUGGCGCCUGGCGCCGACGCCAGCGGCGGCGGUGGCGACCGUGCGGCCCUGGCACCCCCCGGCAGCAUGCUGGCGCACGCCGCUACUGCCGCCUCCGGCUUCCCGGCGGCAGCAGCUGCUACCGCUGCUACAGCCGGCAGCCCCUACCACCCGCACCACCCGCACCAGCAGCAGCAGCACCCGGGGGGUGGCGGCGGCGGCUGGACGUCCAUGCUGCCGUACAACUGGAGCACCAACAACAUGCAACACAUGGCGGCGGUGGCGGCGGCGCCUGGCGGCCCGGCGGGCGAGGAGGACGAGUUCCAAGCCUAUCGCCGCAGCAGCAGCGGUGGCGGCGGGUGCUACAGCGGCGGCGGCGGCGGCAAGGUCCGACCCAAGGGCUCACCGCAACACGAGUCGGCCGCGCCGGCCAUGCGCCACGUGAGCAGCAGCCACCGCCUGCACGGCCCCGCCGCCUCGGCCCAGCUGUCCCUCUCCCUGGACCCCAUGCCCGCCGCCACCACCGUCACCACAGCCACCGGCGCCGGCGCGGCCGCCGCCGCCGCCGCCGCUGCCGCCACCGCCCCUGGCGCCGCCGGCGCCAGGGCGGCCGCCGCCGCCGUGGCCGCCGCCGGCCCUGCUGACGACGACGACGAGACGUGUCUGUUCCUGUCGCCGGCCGCUACUGAGAUGACGACGGCGGGUGGCGGCGGCGGCCUGCGCCACGUGGCCAGCGGCAGCGCCCUGUUCAGCUACGACACCUCGGCGCCGCCGGCCCCGCCCCUGGCGCCGCCGCCGGCCCCGGCUCAGGAGGCCAGGCAGCAGCCCACCAUGCCUGCUGAGCAGCAGCAGGAGCUGCAGCGGCAGCCGUCAGCGAUUGCCUGCCCGCGGCCCUCCCUGGCGCAGCCGCAGCAGCAGCAGCCGUACGCGAACAGCCUGUGGCAGCAGCAGCCGCAACAGCCGCAGCAGCCGCAACAGCUGCAGCCGCAGCACCACAUGCAGCACCAGCACAUGCAGCACAUGCACCUGCAACAAUACCAGCAGCGCCAGCAGCCGCAACAGCAGCGCCCUCAACAGCAGCACCAGCAGCCGCACCAGCACCAGCAGCACCAGCAGCAGCACCAGGCGGGCGGCCGCCAGCAACACGCGCUGGCCCACCUGUUGCACCUGGCUCCCACGCCGCUGCCGCUGCGCGCCUGGACGCCGCCCAACCUGUUCGACACCGCCCACCUGCACCUGGACUUUGGCUGCCCCGACUCGCCGCUCCUGGACGCCCUGGGAGGGUCCGGCGGCGGCACUGCCGCAGCCGCCGGCGCCGGCAGCGGCGGCGCGGCCGCCACUGCCUGUACCGCUGGUGCGGCUGCUGCUGCUGCUGCUGCUGAGGCAGCUGCUGCCGCGGUGCCUGCUCCAGGUGCGGGUGUUGGUGCGGGCGGUGACGGCAGCAGCUCCACCAGCUCAGCCCCGUCGGGUGAGGCCGGCGGCAGCGGCAGCGGCAGCGGCGGGGCCGAGCCCGGCACCGCCCGCAGCGUGCAGGCUGGCGCAGCAGCAGAGGCGGCGGCGGACCGCAGCGACGCAGCCGUGAUGCAGAUGAUGAAGCGGGAGAGCAGCUUCGGCUUCCUUGCUAACGCCGCCGGGGCUGCCGCCGCCGCCACGGGCAGCCUUACGGUCGGCAGCGCGGCCCCUGCUGCUGCUGCUGGUACGGCUGCUGCCGCGCCCUCUGCGGCUUGGCCCGGGGCCCUGCAGGCCUGCAACGCCGCCGCCACCGCCGCCGCUGCUGCGGCCGCAAGCGCUACCGCCUCCGCCGCCAGCUCGCAGGCCAUGCCGUCAGCGCCUUCCUCGCCGGGCGUCUGGCCGCCGGCUGCGACGGCGGCGCCAGCGCUGCCCUACCUGCCGCCGCUGGCGCCUCUGGGCGGGCCGCCGGCGCUGCCGUCGCCGCCGUGCUCGCCGCUGAUCUGGAACGGGCUGGGCAUGGCGGCGCCGCUGCCGCCGCAGAUGCACCACGCGCUGCUCGGCAGCACGUCGGCGCCGCCGCCUCAACACCAGCAGCAGCAGCAGCAGCAGCAGCACCACCAGCAGGCAGCGACGGCUGCGUCUGCCGACGCUGCUGCUAGUACCGCUGGUGCGGGUGCGGGUGCGGGUGCCGCUCCUGCCGCACCGUACAUGCUGCCUGCCGGCUACUACUACCACCCCGGCCCCGUGCCGACUUGGCACCACCCCGUCAGCAGCUUCCACGGCCCCCUGUACGGGCCCGUGACUUACCCGCCCAUGCCGGCUGCAGCCGCUGCAGUGCCCGCGGCUGCGGCUGCGGCAGUGCCGCAGUAAACAGCCAGCGGCAGCUGCGCUGCUGCCGCCAACAGGCACUGGGCGCGAGUGCUGGCAGGCGGGGUGGUUCGCCGUGUGAGCGUAUGUAAUAAUAGACCAGC